Molecule: messenger RNA, 1049 nt
Organism: Aedes albopictus (Asian tiger mosquito)
Lineage: Eukaryota; Metazoa; Arthropoda; Insecta; Diptera; Culicidae
Product: nucleosome assembly protein 1-like 1
Exons: 1
Coding region: 26-1009 (327 amino acids)
Biological process (GO): nucleosome assembly
Cellular component (GO): chromatin; nucleus
Molecular function (GO): chromatin binding; histone binding
Source: RefSeq, a predicted model, not a curated record
UAUUUAAAUUAAUAUCACAGUAGCCAUGAGAAACGAACUUAUCAAAAUCGAUCUUCUUGCAAGUGUCAUUCAAAAUCUGACCACCACCAUAUCUCCAUACGCCACGGCCAGUUCUUCCAAAGCACAGCCCAUAUUCCAACUGCUUCCAAACCUAUCCAUAAAAUUCAACCAACUUCAAGCGGUCACAAUGCUUCCACCAAGCAUCAACACCAAAAUUCAAGCUCUCAACAAAAUCCAACACGAACUGCUUAGCAAGGAAGCCGAGUUCCACAAGCACGUCCACUCGAUGGAAAUGGAGUUCCAGAAAACGCUGGGCGCACUGUACGAGAAGCGCAAGCAAAUCGUUUCCGGCUCGUACGACCCCAUCAAGAAAGACCUCCUCAAUCCGGAGGAGUUCGAAACUGGCCCAGCCGAGGGUCAACCCAAAGGCAUCCCAGACUUCUGGCUCAACGUUUUUAAGAAGACGCCCCUUAUCCAAUGUAUGAUCUGGGAAGCGGACGAGCCGGCCCUGAAGCAUCUGGUCGACAUCCGUGCGGUCAUGUUCGAUCAACCGAAACAGGGUUUCACCUUGCAGUUCGAAUUUGAACCAAACGACUAUUUCAGCAACGAAGUUCUCACAAAGCAGUAUUUGAUGGAGUGCGCCCCGCAUGAAGAAGAGCUAGCCAAAUUCAACGGAUUUGAGAUCUACGAUACAGUUGGAUGCGAAAUCGAUUGGAAGGAAGGGUUCAAAUUAACUGCCCACAGUCCACAGACGGGGCAAGAACGGAAGCUAAGCUCAUUUUUCAACUUUUUCCAACCCAAGAAAAUGCUAGAGGAUUGCGAGCCAUAUGUUAGGAAGCAGCUUUUGGAAACGGAUUUCGAGAUCGGGUAUUUCAUCAAGGAGCGAUUGGUUCCCCGGGCGGUAAUGUUCUACAAUGGGGAUAUAUCGGAUGACGAUGAGGAGGAUGAAGAAGAAGAAGAUAUAUCGGACGAUGGGCAGUCUAUUCCAGAAGAACCAAAACCAGAGUAGGUCACAGUUAUGUAUAUUUUAGAACGUGAAUAAAAAGGAU